Messenger RNA from Cynocephalus volans (Philippine flying lemur), 1818 nucleotides. RefSeq names its product hematopoietic cell-specific Lyn substrate 1 (gene HCLS1). Gene Ontology annotation, molecular function: actin filament binding. Gene Ontology annotation, biological process: regulation of actin filament polymerization. Lineage: Eukaryota; Metazoa; Chordata; Mammalia; Dermoptera; Cynocephalidae. The record is from RefSeq and is a predicted model, not a curated record. The transcript is spliced from 13 exons. Gene Ontology annotation, cellular component: actin filament; cortical actin cytoskeleton; site of polarized growth. Bases 1 to 1437 code for a protein of 478 amino acids.
AUGUGGAAAUCUGUAGUGGGACAUGAUGUAUCUGUUUCUUUGGAGACCCAGAGUGAUGAUUGGGACACAGACCCUGACUUUGUGAAUGACAUCUCUGAGAAGGAGCAACGGUGGGGAGCCAAGACCAUCGAGGGCUCUGGGCGCACAGAACAUAUCAACAUCCACCAGCUAAGGAACAAAGUGUCAGAGGAGCACAAUGUUCUCAAGAAGAAAGAGAUGGAAUCAGGGCCCAAAGCAUCCCAUGGCUACGGAGGGCGGUUUGGAGUGGAAAGAGAUCGAAUGGACAAGAGUGCUGUGGGCCAUGAGUAUGUUGCUGAGGUAGAGAAACACUCUUCUCAGACCGAUGCUACCAAAGGCUUUGGGGGCAAAUACGGAGUUGAGAGGGACAGGGCGGACAAGUCAGCAGUUGGCUUUGAUUAUAAAGGAGAAGUGGAGAAACAUGCAUCUCAGAAAGAUUACUCUUGUGGCUUUGGUGGCCGUUAUGGGGUGGAGAAGGAUAAACAGGACAAGGCUGCACUGGGAUAUGACUACAAGGGAGAGACGGAGAAACACGAGUCCCAGAGAGAUUAUGCCAAGGGCUUUGGUGGACAGUAUGGAAUCCAGAAGGACCGAGUGGAUAAGAGCGCUGUAGGCUUCAAUGAAAUGGAGGCCCCAACCUCAGCUUAUAAGAAGACGAUGCCCACAGAAGCUGCUUCUAGUGGUGCCCGUGGGCUGAAGGCAAAGUUUGAGUCCAUGGCUGAGGAGAAGAGGAAGCAGGAGGAAGAGGAGAAGGCUCAGCAGAUGGCCAGGCGGCAACAGGAGCGAAAGGCAGUGGUAAAGAUGAGCCACAAGGCUCAGCAGCCGGCAGUGACUGUGGAAGAGCCAGUGGUGCCUGCCCCACUGCCCAAGAAAAUCUCCUCAGAGGCCUGGCCUCCAGCAGAGAGUCAUCCAUCAUCAGAGCCCGAGCCUGUGAGAACCUGCAGGGAACACCCAGUGCCCUCCCUGCCCACAAGGCAGAAUCCCCAGGAGGAUCAUGAGGAGCCCCCAGCUCUGCCUCCUAGGACUCUGGAAGGCCUCCAGCUGGAGGAGGAGCCAGUGUAUGAAGCAGAGCCUGAGCCUGAGCCUGAGCCUGAGAAUGACUAUGAGGAUGUUGGGGAGAUGGACAGGCAUGAGCAGGAUGAUGAGCAAGAGGGGGACUAUGAGGAUGUGCUCGAGCCCGAGGAUUCCUCCUUUCCCUCUGCUGUGACCAGAUCAUCAGGCUGCCCAGUUGAGGCUGGGGCCAUGGGAAUCUCAGCUGUAGCCCUGUAUGAUUACCAAGGAGAGGGAAGUGAUGAGCUUUCCUUUGAUCCAGAGGACAUCAUCACUGACAUUGAGAUGGUGGACGAGGGCUGGUGGCGGGGACGUUGCCGUGGCCACUUUGGACUCUUCCCAGCAAAUUAUGUCAAGCUUGUACAGUGACUGGUCCUCACGUCUACUGCAGCUGUGACUUCCCAGGUCCAAAGUGGCUUUGCUCCACCGCCUCCCAAUUCCUGCUGCAAGCAUCUAACAGGAUGUUCAGGUUGCCUCAGGUUCUGGACAGACUUCCCUCUCCUACUUCAUUAAGUGCUUGGGGCAGUCAGCAUGAGGAAGGGGCUCUUCUUCCUCUCAGUGUCCUCUCUAACCUGGAUGAACUCAAGGACAUUAUCUUGUGGUCCCGCCUCCUUCUGCAUGAGUGCCCUUGCAACACACACCCCAAGCUCUGCUGUCCUUCCUUGUGAGCUCUGGGCUUCCCAGGUUUGCUUACCUGGCAAGUUUUGUCUAGAUUGCCUGGUUUGCUUGGUUGUGCUAUUUGUCCAGCUU